Messenger RNA from Styela clava, 346 nucleotides. NCBI's taxonomy places the organism in Eukaryota, Metazoa, Chordata, Ascidiacea, Stolidobranchia, Styelidae. The record is from RefSeq and is a predicted model, not a curated record.
UGAGUCUCAGAAGUCGUUCCGUUAUUAUCAUGUCAAACAAGCCUAAAGUGGAGGAAUGGGAAAAAAACUGGGAAGCAUGGAAAGUGAAAUUUGACAAAAAGUAUGAUAGCGCCGAAGAAGAGGAGAGACGGCAUAACAUUUGGUUGCAGAACAAGGCGAAGAUUGAAGAACAUAACAAAUUAGCAGAUGCCGGGGAAUCUACAUAUUAUCAGGGUGUUAACCAAUUUGCUGACAGGGCCGAAGAUGAACCUGUAUGCGGCUGUCAGCAUGGUGGACUUAAAUAACCUUGAACGAGGAUCCAGGUCAACUCAAAUAAAUUUCUAAUCGACAGUCUUCCUAUUUUUUU